AUGACCGGUGCUUCUCCCAUUGAGGGCCUUCGUAUUUGUUCGUUGCUUCCGUCAUCGACCGACAUAGUGGGUCGCCUGGGCUUGCAAGACUAUCUGGUGGCGUGCACGCACUGCUGCAAUGAGCUGCCGGGGCGAGAUCUACUCAAUGCUGUGUCCGCGGGCGAGUUGCAGAGAGUAACCGUCAGUGCCAUCGAUCCCGAUACCAUGACUCAGGCAGAGAUCGACCUGAAGGUCAAACAGUCCGUUCAUCACGGCGUUUCCCUAUACCAACUGGACGAUGCAAAGCUCAAGAUAGCGCAUCCCACCAUGAUACUUACGCAGGCGUUGUGUACUGUCUGUGCCACGUCGUAUUCUACUGUCAUAGACACGUGCAAUCGUCUAGGAGACACAUUCAAGGAGAAAACAGGCUGUGACGUGAAGGUGCUCAAUCUAGAGCCACACAGCUGCAAAGAUGUCGCGCGCACCUUUGUUGAAGUCGCGGAACACUGCGGAGUGAAAGAACGAGGAGAAGCUCUAAGGGACGAGUUCAUGGAUGGCAUGCAACGCAUACAGGCUGCAGUGGAGAGUGUGGAACUCCCCACUUCCACCCGCAAGCCCCGUGUAUAUGUAGUGGAAUGGCUGGAUCCACCUUUCGAUGGUGGGCACUGGGUUCCUGAACAGAUCCGAUAUGGCGGGUGUGACCCCGUGUUCAACCCAGAAUGCGACCGGUCGAAGCAACGCUCGUGGAAAGAAAUAGCUGAGAGCGAUAUAGAUGUGGUGUUGGAAUCUCAAGGACGCACAGGAUCUGCUGGAGCCAAGCAAUUCGAGUGA
This is a messenger RNA of Sphaeroforma arctica JP610, 810 nucleotides long. RefSeq lists its product as hypothetical. Lineage: Eukaryota; Ichthyosporea; Ichthyophonida. The record is from RefSeq and is a predicted model, not a curated record. The transcript is spliced from 6 exons. Bases 1 to 810 code for a protein of 269 amino acids.